AAGAAUGAUAAUCACAGCUUAUUACACUUCAAUGUUACACUCCAUUGGACCCCAUGCGCUGUAUAAAAACAAUAACUAUCGCAAUCUGAUAAAUAAUCUACAGGGGAUAGUGAACAACAGGCUGAAACUGGCACUUGGGCUAAAUAAAUACACAUCAAGUUGGAUCCCAAUAAUAGCGUAUCGAAUAAAAAAUCCGGUCGUUGUUUGGCUCCAAUCUCUACUAGAAUCAAUCAACCGCACAGCGAAAGAUAGAAAGUCAUGGCCAAUAUGUAAUGAAUUUCCGGAUAGAAUUACCUUCAACAAUCCUGAUGCAAUGAGUGUUGAAAACUUUUGGAACAGAAAAUGUGAUCAUUCGCCUCUGGUUAACGUAUAUUGUAAUAUUGGAAAAAACAAAUUCUCUUUAGAUGAUGAAUUGACGGUCUACGAAGUUGAAUCAAGUGAAAUCAAAACUUUUCUGUUAGCUUUGUUUAUUCUUAUAAACAAACAUCAAGAAUCGAGAGUAAAUUAUACAUUACCAGAAAAUAUCCUUCGAUACAGAUCAUCCAAAACCACAUACAUCAUAAUAAAGAUGCUUGAGAGACACAAAGUUCUUUAUACAUGGAACGCAAGAAGACUCAACAGAACAACACCAGAGAAUCCAGUUAGAACAAUUAAAAUCAACAAUAUGAUAAAUGAUGAAAAGGAUGUUAAAGAAAAAACAAUCAAGAAAAUCGAGCAAAUGGUAUUAACAAAUCGAAGACCUUCCAUUUACACACAUUUAUUCCCGACCUUCAUGGAAAAAUUUUACAAUAGCUUACAUGGUUACAAUCUAUCCAAAAUAAUCAAGAUCAUCUCAUCAAUCAACAAUCUUUCAAAUCAGAUAAAUGUCAGGAAAAAAAAGGUAAGAAACUACACCCACUAUCUGAAUGAAUGCUCAAGCACAAGGUCACAUUGGAGAGAGGACUGGAACUUAACGAAUAAAUUUGAAAUUAAAGAUAAAUUAUGUAAACUAGAAAAGAUAAACGAUAUAUUGAUUGUAAAAACUGAGCGUCUAGCUCGGUAGUACCGCCAGUGGUGGGAAAAUGUAUAAAGCAUUUGUCCUCGGGGGAGGAUUGAAAAUAAAGUGAAAUUUAAUCCGAUCAAUGAAACGAGGAACCUAAAUUAAGAUUGCUAUCUUAAUUUGCGAAAAAUGGUUAUUGUGAUUAGUUGAACUACGAAUUGACGAACUUUAUUUACUCCCUGAAAUUAAUUUCCAUCUCAACGACUGAUUAAUUUUGUUGUCAAUUCAUUUUUCCAUCUGAAAGAUUAAAGUCUCUCAAUGUCCUUUCUUGUUUUCAUCAAUCAGAUGAUUUAACAAUGUGUCUUAAUUUGAUGAUAUUUCUGAUGACAAUUUAACUUUGACCAGAGGCCAAAUAGUUAACAGAGAGACUAAUCCAUACAAAUAUAAGUAAAUCUACGAGGUGAUGCUUGUUUUGUGAUAGAAUCAACAAUUAUAACUGAUUGAUCAGUUGAUUAUCUCUCAUCAAAAUAACAGAUCAUUUGUUUUUUUUUCGGUGCUUAUGUUGACGAUUUACCUACAACUAUUUACUUCGUGUUGAUUGUGGUUUCUUAUAUCAUGUUCCAAGGCUGUUUUUUAUUAACGGCGAUUUUAAUUCUCAUCUUAUUAUGUUGUUAUUCAGUUGAUGGUGAAAUUUCACCGAGUGGAUCAACGAGAACCUUUAGUAAAAUUUUUAAUCUGAUUGGGAUUGUGGCUCCUGUAUCAGAAUCAAAGGCUGGCCCAGUUAGUGAAACUCAGACACAAUCGGAACAAUUAACCACGUUAAGACCAUUAAAUGGUAAUUUUAACAAUCAAGAGAUGAUUGAAUCAUUACAAAAUAGAUUGCAAGUCAAUGAAGGCUGGACAAUACCUCGUCUUGGAUGGGAUUAUGAUAAUAUGUGAAAUCCAUGGGUCAUCAUUUUAAUCUUGACUAGAAAUUAAUUUCUCACUGAUUAAGACUUGACGAAGUAAAAAAAUUCUGUCAGAAAUUAAUAUUAUCUACAAUAUUUAGCUAAUCGAUGACCAACUAAUCAAUCAUAACCAUCUAGAACUCAGCUGAUUUGUGAUAAAUGUUACAACAACGGAAAAGUUUUAGGAAUCGUUUCAACUGUAACCAUAUCCUGAUGAAGGCGAUUUGAUCGGUGAACUAUUGGCUGGCCAAAUGAAUGGUUUCCAAGAUUUACAAUCAAAGUAUCGAUCACUUUUCCUUAAUGGUCUGUACGAUUUUU
Messenger RNA from Panonychus citri (citrus red mite), 2244 nucleotides. RefSeq lists its product as uncharacterized. The record is from RefSeq and is a predicted model, not a curated record. NCBI's taxonomy places the organism in Eukaryota, Metazoa, Arthropoda, Arachnida, Trombidiformes, Tetranychidae. The transcript is spliced from 3 exons. Bases 5 to 1042 code for a protein of 345 amino acids.